This is a messenger RNA of Paramecium sonneborni, 428 nucleotides long. Lineage: Eukaryota; Ciliophora; Oligohymenophorea; Peniculida; Parameciidae. The record is from the annotation of a GenBank genome assembly.
AUUAAUUUAUAUUAUUGAAUGCCUUUAAAAAAGGAAGGAUUCUAGUCUGUAGGUGAAUUUUUGAGUUUCUCUUUAUCAACAGAUGAUUAAGCAAGUGUAGGACAAAUUAAAACAGCACUUUUCUUUGUGAGACAAAUAGUUUCAGUCCUUUUAGGAUUAGCUGCAGGGUUUUUACAUUUAUAAGGCAUAUUGACAAUUUUAGGAUUUUUGUUUUUGUCAAUGGGAUUUUCAUAUUAUUAUGUCUUCAAAUACAAAUAAGUAAAUUUAGCAAAUAUAAUAAGGUCGAUGAAGAUAAAAUUGAGAAUACAGAAAUAUACACUGAGGGAUUAGGAGCUUCUAUAGGUGAAUUUUUGUUAACUUGGACCCUGGUUCAUACAGUGGCUUGAAUAUUAUGAAAUGUUAAAUAUAAAAUUAUAGUAAAUAAAAAU